AUGCCUGUGUUUUACUCACCUGUUCCCGAGAACCUGCAGAUGGGUCUGGCCUAUAUGGGAGGCUCUGUGUUCACCAAUAACAGGACAGCAGACAGUGACUUCACCAGGCAGCAGGAGGACGCGUCUGUGGUCAACGAGCUGGUUUCUUACCUUCCCUUGCAGAUGCUUCUUUACUUCAACAUGUUUUAUUUUCCCUGUUGGUGGUUUUCUGCUGUUUUCAUGUUGGAAGUCAAGUUCUAUUAUCUUCCUGGGUACUACCAGGCCCUGCUUAUAACCGGGAUGAUCCUCCUCACAGUCGUUGAAGCAGUCAGACUUUAUCUGGGCUACAUUGGCAACCUUAAAGAAAAGGUGCCAGAGCUGGCAGCCUUCUGGCUCCUGUCUUUCAUGUUUCAGCUGCCAGUGCUGCUGUUCUUCCUGACCGAUGAAGGAAUUAUCAUCCUGCCUCUAGAGAGAGCUGUGCACUCCCUCUACCUCCUCUUCCUGCUCGCCCAGAUUCUGGCUUCCUUCCUGGCUCUCAGGACCAUGACCCGAAAGCUCACACUGCUCUUCCAUCUGCGCCAGUUUGGCAAGGUGGAGAGCUUUCGCCACGCAGGGCUGAGCCCUGUCUACGGGCUGCCCUACCACCGCAGUGUGCUGCCCAUGUCACCCACCCAUAAUAUGUACCAUUAA
This is a messenger RNA of Perca flavescens (yellow perch), 669 nucleotides long. RefSeq names its product transmembrane protein 17A. The coding region runs from base 1 to 669 and encodes 222 amino acids. The transcript is spliced from 4 exons. Gene Ontology annotation, cellular component: ciliary transition zone. Gene Ontology annotation, biological process: non-motile cilium assembly. The record is from RefSeq and is a predicted model, not a curated record. Lineage: Eukaryota; Metazoa; Chordata; Actinopteri; Perciformes; Percidae.